Messenger RNA from Daktulosphaira vitifoliae (grape phylloxera), 1516 nucleotides. RefSeq lists its product as uncharacterized. The record is from RefSeq and is a predicted model, not a curated record. The transcript has 4 exons. Lineage: Eukaryota; Metazoa; Arthropoda; Insecta; Hemiptera; Phylloxeridae. Bases 46 to 507 code for a protein of 153 amino acids.
UAAACAAUAGUUUAGUAUUUGAAAUAAAUUAGAAAAUAUUGUAGAAUGCAAUAUCAAAUUUAUAUUGGACUAUUGUUUUUUGUCGUUAUUUCGCCAUGUCAAUCAAUGGAAUCCGUAUCUGCCGACUUAGCGCAUUUUUCGAUAUCUAAUAUACAAAAAGAUAUAGAGUGGUUAGGAGAAUUAUUUGAAAAACAAGAACGUGAAGCAAUUAGAAAAAACGAAAGGAUAAGAGAAAAAUUAUUGAAGACAAAUAAUAAAACUUCUUUUCAAGAAUUAAAUUAUGACGACAAAGAAGGGAGAAUAAUAGUAACACCUAGGUAUGAGGUGCAGACGAAGUGCAAGACACAAGUACUCCAAAGAGAGAACGGGGUAGCCGAGUAUAAGGUGCAGACGAAGUGCAAGACACAAAUACUGGGCGUACCAGAUAAUGAUUAUAACAAAGCACGAGGUGCAGACGAAGUGCAAGACACAAGUACUCCAAAGAGAGAACGGGGUAGCCGAGUAUAAGGUGCAGACGAAGUGCAAGACACAAAUACUGGGCGUACCAGAUAAGGAGUAUAACAAAGUACGAGGUGCAGACGAAGUGCAAGACACAAGUACUCUAAAAUGUCGAGGAAAAGAGUAUAUAGGUUAGAAAAGGAAUAAACAAAGACUUUACUUUAAACAGUAAGCCGGACAGCGACAACCGAGUACUGAGACUGAUGAAUGACACAAGGCACUGGAGUCGACUGACCACGAUGGUCAGGUCUAUUGGGUUUUUAUAAUAAUUACACCUAUUGCCGAUUUGGCAAUAAAUAUUAUUUGUUAAUUCACCAGUCUCAGGCAGCGGAUGUGCUGUCUGUAUUUUAUUAAAAUAAUUCUCACGAUUAUGAAAACUUGACACCAUCACAAAAUACUUAUUUAAAAUUUAAAAUUUACAAUAAAUAAAUAAAUUUUAGUUAUUUUUUUAGUUGGACAACUUAUAACAAAUAAUCUAUUGUUUGUAAUUUAUAUGUUCCCCAAAAAAAAAAACGAUAACAUAGUGAGGUCGCGACACCACAGUGUGGCCGUGGUAUAGUUGGGACAAUAUAAAUGAUACCUGACAGUGUAUAAUUAACUAUCAUAUAUGCGUUUCAGGACGCAUACAGAGAAAAUAAUAUUAUUCUGAUUAGGUAGUAGUAAUAUAGUUAAUUUGAAAAAUAUAACAUAUCUCAUGUAAAACGAAUAAUAUUAAUUAUCUUAAUAUAGUGAUUCUCAAGUUCCUUCAUUUUAGUUUGAUAUAAAUUAUUUUACGUAUUUAUAAAAUAAUAUUUUAUGUAUAAAGUACUAGGAUAGUAACAUAUACGUAUGUGUGCAUAGAUAAAUACUUAGAAAUAAAAAUAUAUAUACCUAGUAAAUACAUUUUUUAAUUAUAUUCAAUCAUACAAUGAUGUAGGUGUUUAAAAAGAUGAAUCAUUAUGUAAGCAAAUGGAUGUAUAUUUUUAAAAAUUACAAUAAUAUAUUCAAGGAUAUUUCGUCACUGUUUGCUCCAUUUCUA